Molecule: messenger RNA, 279 nt
Organism: Penicillium paradoxum
Lineage: Eukaryota; Fungi; Ascomycota; Eurotiomycetes; Eurotiales; Aspergillaceae
Exons: 2
Coding region: 1-279 (92 amino acids)
Source: RefSeq, a predicted model, not a curated record
AUGCCACGGAAUGAGAGAGCCAAUGACCGACCUGCUCCCGUUUGCGGUCCUGCUCUGGACAUUACUCCCCACUUAAUUCCAUUCCUCGCCACACUUUCCAAUAACAGCUCGCAUGGCUUAGUGGUAAAGCGCAUCACUAGUAAUGAUGAGAUCCUCGGUUCGACUCCGAGCACUACCGUUCCUCCUAUCGAGGGUCUUAUUUUGCAACGGGAGGUUGGUCGCUUCGAUCUCUAUGGUGUCCACGCUCUGUGGAAGGCUGAUAUAUCCCUCGUCCAAUAA